Molecule: messenger RNA, 1002 nt
Organism: Telopea speciosissima
Lineage: Eukaryota; Viridiplantae; Streptophyta; Magnoliopsida; Proteales; Proteaceae
Product: probable E3 ubiquitin-protein ligase RNF217
Exons: 2
Coding region: 31-1002 (323 amino acids)
Biological process (GO): protein polyubiquitination; ubiquitin-dependent protein catabolic process; positive regulation of proteasomal ubiquitin-dependent protein catabolic process
Cellular component (GO): ubiquitin ligase complex; cytoplasm
Molecular function (GO): zinc ion binding; ubiquitin conjugating enzyme binding; ubiquitin protein ligase activity
Source: RefSeq, a predicted model, not a curated record
UCUCCCAUCAGCCAAACUGCAAGAACCGCCAUGGAUGAUGAUACAAGUUCUGUCGACGAAUCUUGUUACUUAUCUGUCGACGGAUCAAUGGAAGAAGAGGUUGUUAAUCCAAAUAGUCUUACUUGUGAGAUUUGUAUAGAACCCAUGAGAAAGAACAACAAAUUCAACAACGCAGAGAGGUGUUCUCAUCCAUUCUGCUUAGAUUGUAUUGGUAAAUACAUAGAAGCCAAGAUGGAAGAGAAUACAGCAGAUGUAUCAUGCCCAGCCACAAACUGUGACAAGCUCUUGGAUCCCCUCUCAUGCCGCUCGAUCCUCUCAGCCGGAUUGUUCGAAAAAUGGUGUGAUGUGCUGUGUGAGUUUUCUGUUCUAAAGUUGCGUGAUCAGAGUUUGUAUACAUACUGCCCGGUCACCGAGUGUUCGACGUUAGUCCUGAAUGAGUGUGAGGCAGACAGUAAUACAAGAACAGAAUGCCCAAACUGCAAGAAACUCUUCUGUUUCCAGUGCAAGAUCCCAUGGCAUGUGGGUUUCGGGUGUAAUGAGACAGAGCAGUUGAGAGAUGAAAAUGAUAUUCUAUUUGGUGAGCUUGUUGAAAGGAACAAGUGGAUGAAAUGUCCAGGCUGCAAUUUCCGUGUGGAGAAAAUUGAGGGUUGCCCAAACAUAACCUGCAGAUGUGGGGUCCUCUUCUGCUAUGCGUGUGGAAAAAUCAAGAGUGGUUGUGUUUGUAACAGAAGAAACGUGCCUCCUAGGAGGGUUGGAACUUAUGUUGAUAAUGGCAGAGCCGGAGGCGGAGAUGGUUGUAUGGCUUCUUGCAUCUGCAAUUUCAUAUUUAAUUUAUUGAUUAAUGCACUUUUCAUAGGAUUAAUAGUUGGAUUGGAUAAGAUUAAAGGAAGCAAAGCAGCUGCCAUCAUUUCCACAAUAUUUCUGUAUAUUUACUAUCUAUUUGUAUUCCCCUGCACUGUGUAUAGUAUGGGCAAAAGUUGUUGUUGUCCCAGGAGAAGAUAA